AUGUCAGAUCAAGACUUGGGGGUACGUCGAUGGCUUGAGAAGAUUUUACGACUUGAAUUGGUCGAUGGGCGUACAAUUGAAGGGAAAUUUGUUUGUACUGAUAAUGCACCAAAUGUAAUUCUCAGUGGUUGUAAGGAACAAUGGAAAGAUGAGCAGGAAUCCCGGAUGGUUGGCCUUGUUAUGGCGAAUGGAAAGCAUAUACGAUCAAUAUACUUAGUACAUACGACAGCGGACGACGGAUAA
Cercopithifilaria johnstoni is the source of this 243-nucleotide messenger RNA. Lineage: Eukaryota; Metazoa; Nematoda; Chromadorea; Rhabditida; Onchocercidae. The record is from the annotation of a GenBank genome assembly.